ACCAGCCAAUCCCAGCGCAGGGGGGGCGUGUCUCUCCGGAAUACGGGUGGAAGGAAAAGCACCGUCGAGCAGCAGCUCUCCGUCUACCUGGCUUCCCCGUGAGCUCCGUUUCCUGCGCGCGCCGCCGCUCUCCGGUUCUGAGGGCGAUCAAAGGGAGCCGGUGUGAAGACGUCACGCGCCGGAACGCUCGCGCCCAUCUCACCGACUGAUGUCCUCCACCGCGGGCUGCUAUGGCUCCGUGGACGCUGCUCUGCAUCCUCCUGCUCGCCAUUGUGCAGAGUAGCCGAGGGGCUGACACAGAGGAACGGCUGGUGGAGCAUCUCCUAAACCCCGCCCACUACAACAAACUGAUCCGGCCUGCAACCAAUGGCUCAGAACUGGUCACGGUGCAGCUGAUGGUGUCCCUGGCCCAGCUCAUCAGUGUGCACGAGAGAGAGCAGAUCAUGACCACCAACGUCUGGCUCACUCAGGAAUGGCAAGAUUACCGGCUGACGUGGAUUCCAGAGGAGUUUGAUGGCAUGAAGAAAGUCCGCCUGCCCUCCAAACACAUCUGGUUGCCAGAUGUUGUCCUCUACAACAAUGCUGAUGGGAUGUACGAGGUGUCCUUUUACUCCAACGCUGUGGUCUCUCACGAUGGCAGCGUCUUCUGGCUUCCUCCAGCCAUCUACAAGAGCGCCUGCAAGAUCGAGGUGAAGCACUUCCCGUUCGACCAGCAGAACUGCACCCUCAGCUUCCGCUCCUGGACCUACGACCGGACGGAGGUGGACCUGGUGCUGCGGUCGGACGUGGCCAGCAUGGACGACUUCACGCCCAGCGGCGAGUGGGACAUCAUCGCCCUGCCGGGGCGUCGCAACGAGAACCCGUCAGAUCCUACUUACGUGGACAUCACCUACGAUUUCAUCAUCCGCCGCAAACCUCUCUUCUACACCAUCAACCUCAUCAUCCCCUGCGUCCUCAUAACGUCUCUGGCCAUCCUGGUCUUCUACCUCCCAUCAGACUGUGGAGAGAAGAUGACUCUGUGUAUCUCCGUCCUCCUGGCGCUCACCGUCUUCUUGCUGCUAAUCUCUAAGAUUGUUCCGCCGACAUCUCUGGACGUCCCUCUGGUGGGGAAGUACCUGAUGUUCACCAUGGUUUUGGUCACCUUCUCGAUUGUGACCAGCGUCUGUGUGCUAAACAUUCACCACCGCUCGCCCACCACCCACACCAUGCCUCCGUGGGUGAAGCUGGUCUUCCUGGACAAGCUGCCGGCUUUGCUCUUCAUGCGGCAGCCGAGAAACAGCAGCGAACGGCAGCGUCUUCGGCAGAGGAGACGAGCCAAUGAGAGGCGAGAGGGCGGGCGGGGCGGGCUGAUGGCCGGGCUGGGUCUGGGCAUCCCUUCAGAAAGCGGAGAGGCGUGCACGUGCUACGUGAACCGCGCCUCCGUCAAGCAGUUCGGAGCCGAGCUGGGAGGAGGAGGAGGCGGUGUUGGAGGUGGUGGAGGGGGAGGAGGUAGUGGUGGUGGUGGAAUGGGUGGAGGAGGUGGAGGUGGUGGAGGAGGUUCUAUGGACGGGUUGAAUGGGUUGAGGGAGGGCGGACGUGAGAGCAGGGAAGGGACCUCCACACCCCUGCAGAGCUCUGCACUCUCCCGAGGUAAACAGCAGCCGCAGCAGCAGCAGGCUCCGCCCCCGAACGCCCUCACCCAGGCCCUGCUGGGGCAGACCUGCCCAGGGUUCGACGAGGCCGUGGACGGGGUGCGGUUCAUCGCCAACCACAUGAAGAGCGAGGACGACGACCGCAGCGUGAGCGAGGACUGGAAGUACGUGGCGAUGGUAAUCGACCGUCUCUUCCUCUGGAUCUUCGUUUUCGUGUGUGUGUUUGGAACAGUAGGGAUGUUCCUGCAGCCGCUCUUUCAGAACUCCUCUAAGGCGGUCAUCAACACACCCGGCUGAGCGCUCGGCCGCCCGGCGGGAAAAGAGAACUGUUGGAGACUCCGCGGCCCCAGUGGAGGCUGGAGAACGGACGGAGGGAGGAAGGAUGGAGGGCCUUCCCAGGGCUGGGGUCGGGUGGGGGGUUGUGUGGGACUGGGACUGUCUUUUUGUUCGUUUUUUCGCGAGGGAUUUGGGACUACGACUGGAAUCUGCUAGGUUUAUACGAAGACUUUUUGGAAUAUCUAAACACAAACUAUAACCAUAGUGCAUUUUUUUUUUAUUUCAUUCUCUGGCUCCUCCUCCUCCUCCUUAAAGGACAAACUGCAGUUAAAAGCCAGUUAAAGGGGAGAAAGGGAGGAAGGACACGUCGCUCUGCCAGCCAAGCCAGCCGUCGCCAAAAUCGAGCCAACACUCCCACAAGCUCCGCCCACUGAGCUUUACAACUUCUUUAAGAGAUGCAUAUUAAUGCCGCUAAUUAUUGAGCCAAUUAAUGAAGGACGACCUUUCUAAAGUCAUCUGCGUUGAUUUCUCGUAGUCUAGAGGCCCGACACGCUUUUAGUGCAUUACAGUAUCUUCGUCAUCGUCAUCAUCUUUUCUACGUGAUCACGGGAGCUAAUGGUCCUUCCUUGAGGGGGCGGGGCUAUUUGAUGCAGUAUGUAUUAUUCUAAUUAACGUAGCCAGAAUGUGUUAUCAAGUGUAACCACUAAUUACAGUGCACAGUGAUGAAGAAAUCGAUGGAUGGUGAUUAAAAUCGUGAGCGUAUGGAAGUAGAGGGAAAUAAGGGAAAAGCAGUGGGAAGGGGCUGUCCGAGGACUUCAGGCUGUUUGGGGAUUGGUCAGUUCAGGUCAAUGUGAAAACUGAAGGCAACACAGAGGGACAUUUUUUUACUUGUAAAAGCAAAAUGCAAAAGCAUUUACCUCCACAAAGACAAAUCAGAUCUGUUACUACUGUGAUAUGGAUGCAUUUGGGAUUAAAGCAGAUUUUGCACUCUCUUGCUUUUGGAGCCCGACCGAUAUGAGCAGUUCAUCAGCGAUACUGAUGCCAGAUUUUUUUUUUUUUAUUAUUAUUUCAAAAUUUUUUCCAAAUUUUCUCAAUUUACACGGCCAAUUACCCAGCCCACUCACUAGGACUCCCCCUAUUACUAGUGCAGCGCAGCGACUCGGUUCCGGUACAUCAGCUCACAGACGCCCUGUGCUGCAGACAUCACCCUGGGAGUGAUGUGGGAGAGAGCGCCAUCUACUGUACCCACCUGUAGGGACCAGGGCCAAUUUUGCUCCCUCUGAGCGCCGGCAGCUUGAUGGCAAAGCUGCAUGAGCGGGGAUUCGAACCGGCGACCUCCUGCUCAUAGUGGCAGCGUCUGAGACCGCCUGAUACCAGCUUUUACAUGAAGAAUUUCUGAUAAUUUUAUAUAAACAGAAACCAGUGGUUUGUAGUUAAAUCGUGCUACACUAACUAAGUAACAGAGCUGAAGAAAACCAAAAAGACUUAAUAUAUAUAGGCUUAUAGUCUGUUCACUCAUAGUAUACCCUAAAUAUCAUAAUAUGUAUUUUAAUUCUGGUUGAUACAAAAUAAUUUCUAUAUCAAUAUGACGAAUAAAAAGCCCACAACGGAUAUCUGUACCUAUAAAAUGUCCUGUAAUGAACAUCUGUGACAGAUGCGUUAAUGAUGAAUAUAUAUAUAUUAAAUUAUUUCUCAAGCCGAGAGCAGCCUCCCAUCUCUAUGAAUAGGAAGAGGCCAAAAUACUGCAAACUGUCAAAAAAGUCGAAUAAUGAAUAUCGGUCGGGCCCUAGUUUCGUGCUUCUGUCAUCUUUCUUCAUCUCCUUCCUUUACCUCUUCCCUCUUCUUCACUUUUCUUACCUGCUUACCAGAUCGAAUCAUACGCCAAACUCGUCUCGCAGCUGUAACCUGUGUUGCCAUGUGUUAUGAAUGAAUGUGAGCGCUUACACACAAACACAGAAAAAAAAAAAACACACACACACACAAUGUAUUCUUAAUGUUUCUGGUCGAUCUCAUUUGCAGUGUUGGGUAACGAUGCACUCCUGCACCAUGCUUCUUUGCUUUUUUCAUUCCUCCCAUCUAAGAGUGUAUAUAAUGCUGCGUUUCUAUUGAACUCGGGUGUCAGAAUGCAUUGUUAUCAACUGUUAGCUAGCUAGCUAAAUACUAAUGCAAACCUUGGACAUAAAAAAGUUGGAAAUAGUUUGGUUGGCCAAAAAAAAUGGCAAUACACCUUGCUAAUUGGAUACUCAGACUAGUUGUGGUUACUCAACUAGUGGAUACUCAAACUGCUGCUGAUGCUGUAGCAUUGAUGAGUAGCAUCACAGCGCUAACGCUCGGAGGAAAGCGCAGCGAUCGGUUCUGAUACAUCAGCUCACAGAUGCAGCCUUGUGCUGAUCCACAUCACGCUAGGAGUGAUGAGAGGAAAGAAAGAGCGCCAUCUACUCUACCCACCCAGAGAGAGCAAGGCCAAUCGUGCUCUCUCAGGGCUCUGGCGGCUAAUGGCAAGCUGCAUGACCAGGAUUCUAACUAGCGACCUCUCGAUCAUAGUGGCAGCAGCUCAGGUGUGGCAUCGUUCCCAGCUCCAGCAUCCGAUGUCCGAGGUAAAUGGAAACGCAGCAUAAUUCCUGGCUUUAAUCUCCUUUUAAACUUCUUACCCUUUACCUUCUCUCACAUCUUAGAGAAAUAUUAUCUUUCAUAGUAUCUUUAUGAGUACCGAUACUUCAGCUGCCUGUGGAGUAUGGCCAGAAUGGUUCUCAUCUAAUCCGAGCCGCUGUUCCUUGCUUAUCCGAUUGUGCCACAUUGACAGAAGCAGAGCCAAAAUGGGAUUUGUGUUUUUUUACAACCACAAACUUAAAUACAGCUCUGGAAAAAAAGUAAGAGAGCACUUAAAAAUGAUGAGUUUCUUUGAUUUUACCAAAUUAUAAAACCUCUGGAAUAUAAUCAAGAGGAAGAUGGAUGAUCACAAGCCAUCAAACCACCAAACUGAACUGCUUGAAUUUUUACACCAGGAGUAAAGCAGCAUAAAGUUAUCCAAAAGCAGUGUGUAAGACUGGUGGAGGAGAACAUGAUGCCGAGAUGCAUGAAAUUAAAACUGUGAUUAAAAACCACCAGGGUUAUUCCACCAAAUAUUGAUUUCUGAACUCUAAAAUUUUAAGAAUUUUAACUUGUUGAACUUUUCUUUGCAUUAUUUGAGGUUAAAAGCUUGGUUUCUUUUAUUGUUAUUUCAGCCAUUUCUCAUUUUCUGCAAAUAAAUGCUGUAAAUGACAAUAUAUUUAUUUGGAAUUUGGAAAAAAUAUUGUCUGUAGUUUAUAGAAGAAAACAGCAAUGUUCAUUUUACUCAAAUAUAUACCUAUAAAUAGCAAAAUCAGAGAAACUGAUUCAGAAACUGAAGUGCUCUCUUAAUUAUUUUGUCCAGAGCUGUAUAUUUAAUUGAGAUUUAAUUGAUAAAGCAUCAGAAAGUAGCACAUAAUUGUGGAAUAGUGAGAAAGUGGAAUAAAAUGUGAGCCCCGUACAUAAUGCUACAUAAUGGUUUAGAUGGAUGAGUUGAUGAAUUGAAUAUUGAGUGUAUAAAAAGUGCAGUAAUUGUUGAUAUACAGCCCUAACGUUUUGCACUGCACUGUUCUGAGCUUUGAUUGAAUGUUGCUGUGAUUUGGUACACGGCCCAUCAACACCUGAGGGAUUAGGACACGACCACCACAACUCCCUUAAGUGACUUUCUACCAACGAACACCACUAUACCACUCUGCUUAAAAUCCCAGGAAAGGACUGAAGAUGGAAAACAGAAGAAUAUCUUGGUUACAUCGACUUUUUACUGCAUAAAAACCAAUCCUCGCCCAGAGACCCAGUAUAUGGAGACCUAUAUGUUGCCCAGUAAACCCUGCAGCCCCAUGCAUAUGUUAUACACACCCCCCCUUACUCACAGCCUCCCUCUGCCUGACCCCUCACUUCACCUCAAUCUCUUCAAUAAAGGUUGGAGGUUCGUUAC
This is a messenger RNA of Astyanax mexicanus (Mexican tetra), 5889 nucleotides long. RefSeq names its product cholinergic receptor, nicotinic, beta 2 (gene chrnb2). Bases 231 to 1928 code for a protein of 565 amino acids. Gene Ontology annotation, biological process: chemical synaptic transmission; signal transduction; monoatomic ion transmembrane transport. Gene Ontology annotation, cellular component: neuron projection; synapse; postsynaptic membrane. The transcript is spliced from 6 exons. Lineage: Eukaryota; Metazoa; Chordata; Actinopteri; Characiformes; Acestrorhamphidae. The record is from RefSeq and is a predicted model, not a curated record. Gene Ontology annotation, molecular function: acetylcholine-gated monoatomic cation-selective channel activity; transmembrane signaling receptor activity.